AAGGACCCAAUUAAGAUCAACACUCGCAAAAUUAAUUCCUUCACGUUUUUAAGAUCAUUUUUAAACCACGCUUAUGUUAGGAUAUAACCCAUAUUAACCGUAUCACUUAUUAAAUACUAGUCGAAAAACUUGCUUGUGCACGAAAUGAGGGCCUAUUUUCCGUCACACUUUCGAAUGUAUAUCUAGGACAUUUUUCGUUGCUAAGCGUCUACGCUGGAGGCAAUGAAGCCUAUAAUGUGUUCUGCGGUAUCUUCAUCCGCAAGAAAAUAGUCCAAUUGUUUGUUACCCGCAAAAUCCUACAAACACAUUGUUAAUAUAUAAAUUUGAUGGAAAAACUCUUUAUUUUUUAAAUUAUAUUUGAAAAACGUAAUUAUACGAUUCAUUAUUACAUCAAUCAGUUGUACAAAUUCACCUGACGUCAUUUCCCAUUCUGAUUUUUGUAAACUAACAAAAUGGCCGACCUGGAAAGUUCGCUUACUGCUAUGGACUGGCUCCCUCGAUUAACUGUCGGGGGAGCGAUGGCAGGCCACAUCGGCAAGGACGGAAUGAAGAUCCAGGGUGGAAAUCUUGCCAUGAGAAAGGCGCCACAUUCCCCUCUCGACACAAACGCUACUUUAGAUGAAAACGAUGGAAAAAGUCACCGAGAAGGAAAACCACCAUAUUCUUACGCCAAUUUAAUAACAUUUGCCAUUAACAGUUCAAGUAAAAAGAAAAUGACACUCAGUGAAAUCUAUCAGUGGAUUUGUGACAAUUUUCCAUAUUAUAAAGACGCUGGAAACGGCUGGAAGAACUCAAUACGACAUAAUUUAUCUCUCAACAAAUGUUUCCUCAAAGUGGCGAGAUCAAAAGAAGAUCCUGGAAAGGGCUCUUAUUGGGCAAUAGACAGCAAUCCACAGGAGGAACCCUUGCCCAUGCGACAGGCCCGCAAACGGAAAUAUGAGGUGCCGUCCGAGUACAGUCCGAUGUCUGAACACAGUAACUCCAGUAUGGGGUCCCCUACGUCCUCCACCAGUAAUUCCACACAACAAAUGCCUGCACCAUCGUCACAGAAUCAUCAAGCUGUGACAGGUGGUCAAGGUUCGUUCAUUGAGAACAAUUCCCACUUAGAACAGGACCUUAGUGCGUCCUUUAGGAGUUUGUAUAAAAUGCUCGAAAAUCCCACAGUUGGUACCAUGACCUUACCUGUUACCAUCACUGGCACAUCCCAAGGUGUUGGCUCCCUUGGCCUGCUUGGUAACUCGACCAGUCUCAGCUUGGACCUUCUGCAUAACCUGGACAGCCUGAAGGAGAGUCUAAGACUGGCCAGCACCGGGUCCUAUAACUGGCAGGAUAUCGACAUCACACAGUUCCAGGGCCUGGUUGAUACCAUGAAGCAGGGGGAGAGUGGUAACUGGUCAUUCAACCCGGAACAGUUUGCAGACCUGGCCUCCUCCCUGAGCAACUUCUUUAAUCACACAGGCAAUAACUCCCCAAGAAAUCUGCAUCACCAGGCCUUUGACCUGGCCUCAGGUAGAUAUUGUCAAGGUAACCCAAUGUUCAACGGCCACAGCAAUGACCUUCUUUUGAAGGUUCCCACGGAAUCGAUGCAAGGAAUCAGCCCACAGGUGUCACCAGCGUCCACUAGGGACAGUUUUGUGUCGGGGCGACCCAGGGUGGAGGUCCAAUCUGUGAAUUAUCCUCCCCCACCCGCACACAUUGCAGCAGACGAGAUUGAGGAAGAUUUCACAGACUGGGACAAACUUUUGUGAGGAAAUGUGAACAUUCAGUCAUUGAUAUGUCGAAAAUAGUCUGCUUUUACUGAAAGUGACUGGUUUUUCUGCUGAGAUGAAACAGUUGACUGUUUUGUGUGUUUAAACAUGAGAAUUUUUGUUUAAGACACGUUUGAAUGGUUCUGUGUUGAAUCAUUUGUCUGGUUGUGUGUUGAAUCAUCUGACUGGUUGAAACAGAGGCUUUUGACUGGUUCUGGUAAUCAGUUUGCAGAAACAAUAAAUAGAACUGUGUGUGAUUCUUUGAAUAGCACCGUCAUCUAGGAAGUAGGCAAUUUCCACAACAUGGUGACAGAUCUGUGGGAAAUGCUUUUGUGAAUAGCACACAUUUAGAGAUAAUGAUUAUUAUCGUCUAUUUUGUAAGAAACAAAUGUUUUAUUUGUAAUUUUGAACCGCAGUAAGAUGUUGAUAAUACCUCCACAAACUUUCGUUUGUGAGGGACAAACUUUUGUUUGUGAGGGAACAAUGGCAUCACCAUAUCUGUUGGUUGGUUUGUCAAGCUGCGCAUGUUGAUUUUUUGUUAGGAACUGGUUCCUUAGUUUUGUGCCUAAUAACAUGAAACUAUCUAAGUAUGAUAUUUAUAAUCCAAGACGUAAUUUUUAUGAUGUCAUACUAUUUUACUAUUAUUUAUUAAAUUAAUAAACAUGAAGCUUUUA
Molecule: messenger RNA, 2422 nt
Organism: Dreissena polymorpha
Lineage: Eukaryota; Metazoa; Mollusca; Bivalvia; Myida; Dreissenidae
Product: forkhead box protein J3-like
Exons: 10
Coding region: 453-1748 (431 amino acids)
Biological process (GO): regulation of transcription by RNA polymerase II
Cellular component (GO): nucleus
Molecular function (GO): RNA polymerase II cis-regulatory region sequence-specific DNA binding; DNA-binding transcription factor activity, RNA polymerase II-specific
Source: RefSeq, a predicted model, not a curated record